Puntigrus tetrazona (Sumatra barb) is the source of this 1566-nucleotide messenger RNA. It is a transcript of the gene rlig1, whose product is annotated as chromosome 25 C12orf29 homolog. NCBI's taxonomy places the organism in Eukaryota, Metazoa, Chordata, Actinopteri, Cypriniformes, Cyprinidae. Gene Ontology annotation, molecular function: RNA ligase (ATP) activity. The transcript has 7 exons. Bases 142 to 1116 code for a protein of 324 amino acids. The record is from RefSeq and is a predicted model, not a curated record. Gene Ontology annotation, biological process: response to reactive oxygen species.
ACUGCAGAAUGAGAGGAAAUCUGGACAAAAUAGCAAUGGGCGCGUGUGAAUGGCUGGUCUGAAAAUGUGUUGAGUUUAUCAGUCCAUAUUCAGUUUGUGAAGCGACACACCCCGUAAUAAAGGUGAUUAACAGCAACGAUAAUGAGGCGUCUGGGUUCAGUGCAGCAGAAGAUCCCAUGCGUUUUCCUGACGGAAGUGAGAAACGAACCAUCCAGAAAACGCGACUGUCAGCAGUAUCAGGUGGUGGCCACGGAGAACGUGAACCCUGCUGCUCUUGAAUCAGAUAUUCACUGUGCAGCAGCAACCGAGAAGAUUGAUGGGACAUGCUGCUAUGUCACCACAUACAAAGGGGAACCAUAUCUCUGGGCACGCUUGGAUCGGAAACCCACCAAGCAGGCGGACAAGAGAUUCAAAAAGUAUCAAUAUUCACAGAAGACCUGUAAAGGAUUUGUUUGGAGCGUGGACGAAGAUUUCCGCGAAGUGCCAGAAUCCUGGAUCACUGCUCACAGAGUCCAGCACGAGAACGGCCAUCCAGUGCCGGACAAACACGGACACAUACCAGGUUGGGUUCCGGUGGAUCAUAUCAACAAGCAGUACUGCUGGCAUGCCUCUGUGGUCAACUAUGAGACUGGUGUCGCCCUUGUCCUGAAGACACAUGGAGAAGAUGAGGGAUUGCUUGAAAUUGUCAGCGUUCCUCUGGCAGACCUCAUGGAGCAAACCCUUGAGCUUGUUGGAACCAACAUUAAUGGAAAUCCAUAUGGUUUGGGAAAUAAGAAGCAUCCAGUCCAUGUCCUGGUGCCCCACGGGGUCCUGCGCAUCCGAAACCCCCCUCCAGUGGAAUUCCAGCAGCUGUGUUCCUGGUUUCAGGAAAGCAAAGAGGGACGAGUGGAGGGUAUCGUGUGGCACUGUGAAGAUGGGACGCUGGUCAAGAUACACCGCCAUCAUCUCGGCUUGAAAUGGCCUGUCUGUGACACCUUCCUGAACAGCAGACCUGUGGUCGUCCUCGUAGAUGAAACGCCUGAUCCAGAUGCCUCAGAGAAGGACUUGUUCAAAUUGUUUUCCAGCAUAAACAGAAAACUCUUCAGCUGCAUACGGGACAUUCAGUUUGAACCCUGAUCCCAUAAAAAUAACUACCAAACAUUCCUGCAAAAUCUGGUUUUAACCAGAGUGAAGAAUCUUUGCCAACACUUAAUACUGGUCAAAGCUGCCUAUUGCAAAUUCACAUUGACACUUUGCUCAUAUAUGCACUUUGAUAUGUGGCUAACGCUGUGAUUGCUUUAUAUUUGGCAACUUUACUGUCAAUUUUUUUUUUAUUGUUAUUUAUUUAAUUCUUUUUUCCGUCUGUUUCAAUAGGUUUCAGAGGAUGGCAAUAGGUAUUUACAUAAAUGAAACAAAUUGACAUGAAUCGCCAUUUAUUACAUGUAAGAAGUCUCAAAAAUGAGGCAGUGAUAAAUAUAAAAAGGUCAAAUCCCUUCAGUUUCAGCUUAUGCUAAUAAGGCCAUAAAUCACAAAUAUUGUACAUAUUUGGCUCUAACUGAGCAGUAACAAUAAAAUCUAGUAACCUGA